AUGGUUCUGACUGUACAGGGGGAAGAACACAGUGACUGGAUUAAUAAGCUGCCUGACUUUGAAGCUGUGACGAACAGUUUGGCACAUGGCAGUAGUAGUCUGACACCUGGCACACUGUUACAUGGAAAAGAAUCUGAGAAUAUUUUUGAUGAGGUUAUUAAUUUAUCUUCAGAAAGGGAUCACCACCAAAGGAAGACACCAAAUACCAUUGAAGAAGAUGAAGAAGAUGGCGGUGAGCCUCGGCACGACGGAGCCGGACGCAGGCACGGCGGUGACCAUCACGGGCUGAGGCGAGGCUCCUCCCCCACACAGCUGCAGGGGGUCACCACGUCCAUCGUGUCAUGUGCCUCCUGCAACAUAGCCUACGGCGGCGGGAUCACGCAGCGCAUGAUCUGCGCAGGCGAAGAGGAGGGCGGCAAUGACUCGUGCCAGGGCGACAGCGGAGGAACCCUGGUGGAAGGAUCCACCCAAUACAGCAUCGUCUCCUGGGGCAGAGGAUGCGCUUGCCCCAGCUACCCUGGCGUCUUCGACAACGUGGCCAACCUGCGUUCCUGGGUAACUCAAGUAACUGGUGUCUAG
This is a messenger RNA of Schistocerca gregaria, 579 nucleotides long. Its product is annotated as trypsin 5G1-like. The coding region runs from base 1 to 579 and encodes 192 amino acids. Gene Ontology annotation, biological process: proteolysis. Gene Ontology annotation, molecular function: serine-type endopeptidase activity. NCBI's taxonomy places the organism in Eukaryota, Metazoa, Arthropoda, Insecta, Orthoptera, Acrididae. The record is from RefSeq and is a predicted model, not a curated record. The transcript has 2 exons.